Macrosiphum euphorbiae (potato aphid) is the source of this 471-nucleotide messenger RNA. The record is from the annotation of a GenBank genome assembly. Lineage: Eukaryota; Metazoa; Arthropoda; Insecta; Hemiptera; Aphididae.
AUGUUUCGAAAACAAUUUAAACUUAAUGUUCGAGAAGAAAAUGCAUUUCGAGAUAUAUGUAUUUUUCUAAUUACGAUAUACGUAGAAGCAUGGUUUAAAUGCCCUUCUGCAAUUGAAGCACCUUAUAACGACUUCAUAUUUUUAAAAAAAUUAAUCGAAUACCCAGAUAAAGCUUUUUCUGAAACAGCUACACAUAAAUUUUGUGGACACUUAUGGUACCUUGCGCCGGAAAUUAUAGCCUUAUCAUUUUUUGAUUUUCGGGUGCCAACCGAAAUUAAAAUUAAAAUGGUGGAAGCACUUAAAUCAACCCAGAACAAUGAUGAUACAAUUAAAAAAAUUGUUUUGAGUAAAGAGGGUAUAAAAACAUUUAUAAAAAAAGAAUUACAUGAAUUUGUAUCACCAGAAACAGUCAACUUUUUUUCAAGAUUUAAAAUUUCAGCUGACUUCAUAGAUUUCCACCCGGAUAAUUGA